Messenger RNA from Cyclopterus lumpus (lumpfish), 4337 nucleotides. RefSeq names its product cytohesin-2. Gene Ontology annotation, biological process: regulation of ARF protein signal transduction. The transcript has 11 exons. The record is from RefSeq and is a predicted model, not a curated record. Bases 133 to 1347 code for a protein of 404 amino acids. Gene Ontology annotation, molecular function: guanyl-nucleotide exchange factor activity. NCBI's taxonomy places the organism in Eukaryota, Metazoa, Chordata, Actinopteri, Perciformes, Cyclopteridae.
CAGUCAGACACCACUUCCGGUGUCGCCACCUUCUUUGUCUCCGGCCCAACAGUUCGACACCAGGGGUUGUCUAUUUUUUCCCUUUAGUUUUUAGGAUAUAUUUAUACAUAUAUCCUAGUUUUCUGAUAUUGAAUGACAGUCGACUCUGAAAUAUUUAUGCCUAAAAGUAAAGCGCCCAAAAUGGAUGACCUGGACUACAUCCCUGUAGACCUGAGCCCAGAGGAGCGCUCUGAGCUGGAGGACAUCCGCAGGAGGAAGGGCGUCCUGCUGCAGGAGAUACAGAGGCUCAGAGAGGAAUUAAGAGAGGCUAUUUUGGAGGUGGAGGGGCUAGAGACCAGCACAGAGGGAAGUAAAACACUCCAGAAAAGUCGGCAUGUGGCAAUGGGAAGGAAGAAAUUCAAUAUGGACCCCAAAAAGGGCAUUGUGUUUCUGGUGGAGAAUGAGAUGCUCAGACAUACUUCAGAGGAUAUCUCCCAGUUUCUCUACAAAGGAGAGGGCCUCAACAAGACCGCUAUAGGAGAUUACCUUGGAGAAAGGGAUGACUUUAACAUCAAAGUUCUUCAGGCUUUUGUUGACCUCCAUGAGUUUACUGAUCUCAACCUCGUCCAGGCCCUCAGACAAUUCCUGUGGAGUUUCCGUUUGCCCGGUGAAGCUCAGAAGAUUGACAGAAUGAUGGAGGCCUUUGCUCAGAGAUACUGCCACUGCAACCCCGGUGUCUUCCAGAGCACUGACACAUGUUAUGUGCUGUCAUUUGCUAUCAUUAUGCUGAAUACAAGCCUCCAUAACCCAAACGUGAGGGACAAACCUGGACUGGACCGGUUCAUCUCAAUGAACCGAGGCAUCAAUGAGGGAGGAGACCUGCCUGAAGACCUGCUCAGAAAUCUUUACGAAAGCAUUAAAAAUGAGCCCUUCAAGAUCCCAGAAGACGACGGCAACGACCUGACGCACACCUUCUUCAACCCUGACAGAGAGGGCUGGCUUCUUAAACUUGGAGGAGGACGAGUGAAAACCUGGAAACGGCGAUGGUUCAUUCUCACAGACAACUGCCUUUAUUACUUUGAAUACACCACAGAUAAGGAACCCCGAGGUAUCAUUCCCUUGGAAAACCUCAGCAUCCGUGAGGUAGAAGACCCAAGAAAACCUAACUGUUUUGAGUUGUACAUCCCCAACAACCGUGGUCAGCUGAUCAAGGCGUGUAAGACGGAGGCCGAUGGGAGAGUAGUGGAAGGAAACCACAAUGUGUAUCGUAUCUCCGCCCCCACACCUGAGGAGAAGGAUGAAUGGAUCCACAGCAUCAAGUAUGGAAAUAAAAAUGGGAGGAUAAUGUCACAAGAAAAAUUAGGGUAGUGGUAGACCAAGAGGGCCUCAUUUAAAAAUCCUAACUGCAGUCUGGUCUUUUUAAUUGUAUAUUUUUAUGAUCCCCUCAAUUCAAUAGUGUUUCUUUGUCACUUAUACAGAUCUGCUGUCAGUGUUGAUCCCUUCUAUGAAAUGCUCGCUGCCAGGAAGAAACGUAUAUCACUGAAGAAGAAGGAGGAACAACCCUAGAGUAUUCCCAUCAUGUCUUCCUUUGUCAUUCUCAUCCCUUCUUCCAAAACUCCCUGCUCCUCACUACCCGUUCAUAGGUUUUGUUAUCCCGUUUUUCCGCCGUCCCGAGAAUGCAUCCUCUCCCCGAUAGGACUCCUUGCUGUCCUUCCUAUUAGACUCUUGAAAGCCACAUCCAGAGUGAGGCGUUCACCCACUGUGGCUGCCUCUUGUAAUCUUGUUUCUUACACUCCUGCUGUUAUACACGACCUGACGCACGACAGCCAGUUUGUCCCGUCUUCUCACCACAUUCCUCUCUCUCGUUCAGCAUUUAAUUAAACUGUGAAACGUGUCUUCGACCAUAUCCACACUAAUGUGUGUGAUUUUAACAAAAACAUUUCGCCUCCCAAUAUGGACAAAUUGGCCAACGCUGAGAAACUGGAGGAUUUAAUGAUUGUCAGGAUUUUAGGUCUCUGGAUUUAAUUCUGAGAAUCUUACUUUUUCCUUCCUCGUUCACAGUUGCUCCGUAAACCACAAACAAAACUCUAAAAACAGCAGACAUUUGGUCAGCAGAAAUUUGUAGCGCUGCUGGCUGAAGCAGUUUGUGCAUGCUUCAUAGUUUAAUACUACUUGUUAUGCACAACUGCAACCACAACUUUUGUCUGAAAAUGAUAGUUUGGACCAAAAAUCUUCUGAACGUAUCUGUCUGCAUUAGUGUGAAUAUGGUCUGAAGGAGCAAGCAGCUUCAGUUCUUGUGAAGUCGUCUUUCACAUCUAUUGACGCUGCCUGAAUGAGAAAUUGCCUUUCUUGAUAGUGUUUAUCUUAGAGAAAAUGUGAAUGCACUAUUCAAACACUAACCAGAUUUAUGUUUAGUCCAUGUUGGUCCGAGAGGAAUCGGUCAAGUCAAAGCAGCAAAUGAUUAGAGACGUGUCCAUCACUUCCGAUAGUAUUUUUAAUGGCUUUGACACAAAUGGCUCCUGUCUUCUCUUGGAUACUUUAACCAUUAUGUGAGGAAAAUGUCACUGUUCAUGACUAAUCGCCAAGUUACUGUUGACCUUCAAAUAUGGUCGUUUCUCAAGGCCGAACGGUUGCUUCACUUGCAGAAAUAAUGGAGAAAGCUGUACCUCUCCUUCCAGAUAGCUACUGUUUCAGCUUACUGAGCAUAUAUAUAUAUAUAUAUAUAUAUAUAUAUAUAUAUAUAUAUAUUUCUUCAGCAUGUUUUCUUUUUUUACAUGUUGGAGCAAUAGCAGAGUAAACCGUAGUUCCAGUCUGUAGGCUUGUUUACAAAUCCUUCAUACCACUAUACUGAGCAUGUCCUCUCAGAUGUAAUGUUCUAGCAUAACACAAAUAAUGUCCUUCCUGCCGAUGAACAUUGACAUCUUUCUCACGAGUAAUAACUCUGUCAGACAUUUAACUGUUAGAGCCGGGUCUGUCCACUAUAGGGAGCUUUGAGAAAUCACAACGGCAGCUCAUUACAAUGUAUACUUUUUGUAAAUAGAUGUUAGCAUAUUUGUUUACGAUACACAUAGAAAUGAUUUAAUUUAUUCUUUAUCUUUUGUUAAAAUCUGAUUUUUGUACGAGCUACUGUAGGACUGCAUGUUGAUAAAUUGGUCAGUCGUAGGUACUGAUGCAUCGCUGAUCAUGCUAGUGCACUGAAUUGAAAAGUUUUAGUGUUCCCUGUUGACAUGGACAAAUUGCAUUUAAUAUGGAAGUUGAUUUACGCGUAGAGUAAAUUGUUUUAAUCUUAGUUUUAUUGGAAAAUAAAAAAGAUAUUUAGGAAAUGUUUAGUAGUCUGAUUUAACUCUUGGCCACCCUGUUGGUUUUUGGAGUAAACCAGACUGUAAAGCACAAGCAGGAAUGAGUCUCUCACUCUACGCUGUUCACACGCUGAAAUAGACAUUUCCCAUCGUACCACGGUGAUGGAAAUGAAGAGACAACAAAACAAGGAACACUAACGAAGCUUUGAUUCAUUAUAUAAUAUUAAAAUGUUCAGAUGUAAUGAAUCAGUAACAAGUCUAGAUUUGUGUCCAGUGAUAGUUUUGCUUGACAUCCAGUUCAUGAACUUAUUACUAGUAGUUUGUUGACUUGGCAUUUUAAAUUGUAGUGAAAAUACUUGUCUACUGCACUUUAUCAAUUUUAGCAUUUUGGAGAAAAUGCUGUUACUUUGACUGACAAUACUCUUUAUCACCCUCUACUGGCGAUCUCACACACUGCAAUAUGAUGAAGGAUGAACCAUGAACUGUAGAAAUACUGUAUAACGCCACCACCUGGUGGGUGCCGGCUUUAGCAGUUGUUUUUUUCUAACAACAUGUACCGUAUUUGUUCACCUGAUGAUAAAGAUCAUGUUGUUUGAAAUGAAAUGAGGUCUUUUCUCUCUGAUCAGAACAUGUAGACCGUUUUAAAGACACAGCAAGUGAUGAAUCCUUCAGAUACAGAUUGCCUUUUACUCUCCUCCAUCGAACUGACCACGGCCUAAAUGUAUACCUCCAUGUUAGUGCAUCCACUCAAAAACAUGGACUGCCUGUUGGCCUUCGCUUUCUGGGUAUCCUUGAAGUGCAAAGUUGCCAAAAAAAAUGUUGGGUCAACAAAUAUUUCCAUUAAAACUAAAUAUUGAACACUGAAAUGAUCAGAUUGAAACUGGGCCUGUUUCUGAUUCCACCCCGUUCAGAAAAUGUGUUAAUUUUGUAUUUUAUUUAUUUUUAUUUACUGUGAGGUGAAGAUGGAUAGAUCAUCUGUAAAUGUAGCAAAAUGAAAACGAUACAUUGGUGCCAGUAAACUACUGUGUAACAAUAAAUGGUAAAGAUGAUGGAUUGCUG